Messenger RNA from Lathyrus sativus (Indian pea), 882 nucleotides. Lineage: Eukaryota; Viridiplantae; Streptophyta; Magnoliopsida; Fabales; Fabaceae. The record is from the annotation of a GenBank genome assembly.
AUGGAAGUUAAGUUGGAUGAAGACGUAGAUGAUGGAUCAGAGGUGGAUAUGAGUAGUGCAAUAGAUGAGUUAUGGAAAAGGUUUAAGUCACUGGAUGUUGUUGGGAAAAGGGCAUUAAAAAGUAGGGUUUUUGAACUUGCCUUCCCUACAAUGACUUCUAUGUGUCCACCACCUGAGAAAAUAAAAACUAAAGGGGGAGUCAAGAAGAAAGACAAAAAACCAGUAGGAUAUGAUGUUAAUAGAGACCCUUCGUAUCACGAGUAUGUUGAUCAAGCAUCUCAAUCUUCACAGAUGCAAUCUCAAUCAUCACAAACUUCGAAGAAGUUGAAAUUAUCACUGUCUUCACAAAAGAAAUCUCAACCAUCACAAGCUUUGAAGAAAGUCAUUGCUUCAUUGCAUGGAUUUGGUGAAGAUGGUUGGCCAAUGGUUCGUCGAGACUUGGGGUUGGAAAUAAUACAUAAUGAAAGAUCAAGUUUGUAUGCCAAUUUAUUUACUGAUCAGUUAGCAGUGGUGAGAGAAUCUUUGAUGAUAGAGGAAGUCGGUCCUCAACCACCACAUAAAUGGUUAACUCUACCAGAUAUGGGUUACGUGAUAGCGAAUCGUUAUAAUGUUGUACUUGUCUGUUUAGGAAUUGAAUGCUGGACUUUCUUCCCUAUGAAAACUUCAUUUUCACCGAAUGUAGCGAUUUACUGCAUUGGUUUUGUAAACGAAAAUCAUUGGGUUCAGGUAAACAUGAAAGAAGGGUUUCCAUUGCCACCGGUGACCGUAAAUUGGAAGAAUUUUCGUUCUCCAGCAGCAACAUCUUGGAUGCUAGGAUUUGCACGACGUCUACAACAUUGGCAACAACUUAUGCCUAUAUUACCAACACAUUAUACAUUAUAA